This is a messenger RNA of Saxophila tyrrhenica, 738 nucleotides long. RefSeq lists its product as uncharacterized. Gene Ontology annotation, cellular component: mitochondrial inner membrane. The transcript has a single exon. The record is from RefSeq and is a predicted model, not a curated record. Gene Ontology annotation, biological process: mitochondrial respiratory chain complex I assembly. Bases 1 to 738 code for a protein of 245 amino acids. NCBI's taxonomy places the organism in Eukaryota, Fungi, Ascomycota, Dothideomycetes, Mycosphaerellales, Extremaceae.
AUGCCCGGAAGACUCGUCGAUUCGGCAUGCCGAACAUGCCUCCAUCAGGCACUGUCCCGGAGGACCGCGACUAUACGUCCUCAUUCCUUCCGAGGACACCUCAUCCAGAGUGCGCAGACACCUCCACAAGCACGAUGCUUCGGCGCGGCGCCAUCGCUGCGCUCGCCAGCAGCACCCAAGUCGAAAGACAGAGGACCGCCGAGUAAGGAGGACACGCAGACAGACUUCAAUGCCAUGAACGUCCUGGGCAACACCCCCGCGCCUACGACCGGUGUAGACGCAUGCAUGGACGACGGCUUCGCCUUGAACAGCGGUCUCAGAGUCACAGGUGCAGGCGUCAUGCUGAUCGGGGGAGAAGCAUUCAAAUGGCGGCCCUGGAUCAGCGAGGGCAGGAAAGAAGGCACAAUCGGCGCGGGAGCUACAGGAAACGAUGAAAAAGGCGUGAAGAGUCCGGGCGGGAAAAUACAAAACGCGAAAGGGCAGCUGGACGUAGACAAGCAUGCCUGGGGGAUACUGGAUCUGGCGUGGCCGAAGCCGGAUCUGCUCAUCUUGGGCACUGGACGCUCGAUUGUGCCGCUGAGUCCGGAGACGAGGAGUCAUAUCAAUAGUCUGGGUGUCAGGCUCGAGGUGCAGGAUACGAGGAAUGCGGCGGCGCAGUUCAAUAUGCUGGCUACAGAGAGAGGGGUGCAGCAGGUGGCGGCCGCGCUGGUGCCGAUUGGGUGGCGGGAAGGGAAGUGA